AGAUUAAUGAAAUCAUGAAGAUGCAAGAACAGAUAAAAUGUGACAUGACGGAAAUUAGGACGAAUAUGCAAUUCUUGUCCGAGUCUGUGACUGCAAUGAUAUCAAGUACUAUGGAUGAGAUUUUAAGGCUUUUCAACGAUAGGAAAGGUCGUCAUGUUAAAGAGUUUGGAGAUACGGAAGCUGCUGUAGUUGGAGGUGAAGAAAGUCAUGUUGUCGAAGAAGUUCACAAGAUUGAUGAGGUGGGAAAUCAGGAACCUGUUGUUGACAGGAAAGGGAAGGGGAAGGUCGACCCAACUGAUGAUGCUACUUUUGAAUGUAGUCUUCAACCGCCAUCAUUUGACUUGGGUUUUGGAUACACACAAUUGGAUGUUUCUCACUCUGCAGAAAUUCAAAAGCGGGUAGAUGCUGUCAUAUCUGAUGUGGUCACAGCAUCUGCAAAUGUUGAGGAAGAGGUAUUCCCAUUUUGUUCUUUGUGCUGCAUGCUGGUUACUGAAUGUAUAGGUCACGAACGGUACACGUUUCGAAAUACACAGAUCACACGCAUCCAUGAAUUCAUGUUACAUUCAUUCUGCAUAAACUAA
Olea europaea var. sylvestris is the source of this 581-nucleotide messenger RNA. RefSeq lists its product as uncharacterized. The record is from RefSeq and is a predicted model, not a curated record. The transcript is spliced from 2 exons. The coding region runs from base 15 to 581 and encodes 188 amino acids. NCBI's taxonomy places the organism in Eukaryota, Viridiplantae, Streptophyta, Magnoliopsida, Lamiales, Oleaceae.